AUGGGAAGGCGCCGCUGGAGAAUUGUAACUAUUGCUGCUUUUCUGCUUUUUAUCAUAAAGGAUACACAAUGUCAAGAUGAAAACGACUUCUACUAUACGCCAGUGGAAAGAAACUUUGCUCAAGUUCAGCCGCCUUUGUUUCCAAACACUCGAUCAUCUUCAUUUUUUGAACAAGAAGAUAGAUAUAGUGUCUCGCCUAAUACCCAAAAACCUUUGUACAACAGUGGGCAAUUAUCAUCUCCGGAUAAAGAUUUAAAUAAAUCCCACAUAUCUUCUUCUACCAAUCGAACACCAACAUCUGAAAUAUCAAAUGAAGAUGACAGUGAAGAAGUAGAUGAAGAAGGUGAAUACGUUGAAUACUAUGAUGAGCCAGAAAAUACUGAAAUCAAAACAACUACAGCUUCUGCACCUGAAUCAUCUACAGACCAAGUUACUGAUAUAUAUGACGAGUACGAUGCUACCGAAGUAGAUACCGAAAAAGAGGAAUAUAAGCCCAAAGAAAAUAAGCCCCCGGAAGAUUUAUUUAAAAAAAUUCAAAAAGAUGAUCUAAGCAAACUACUUCCUCUCGGUUAUAAGCCCCCUGAUUCUGAACCAUCAAAACCUGAUGAUGAUAGUGAUAUUUUAGAGGAAUCCACCGAAUCAAGUGCUAGCACCACAAGUACAAAGGCUCCGGGUGGAAUAAAGUUAGUUUUCCCUUCAAGACCUGGUGGAAAGAUGACACGAAAAACUACACCAAAACCAAGUUCGGAAAUGGGUCCAAGCCCAGUGACACCGAAAAUUCAAAAGGGCUGGCCAACAAGGGCUUCUACUGAAUUUACGGGCUGGCCGUCUCCGUCUACUACUCCAUUUUCCAUUGAAAAACUUUUGGAGGCUCAAAGAAACGCCACUGCUACAACUCCUUUUAAUAUUUUGAGUACCGAAUCAACCACGAGACGAAUUACGACAACGACUACCACGACUGCAGCACCUCCAGCGCCCACUACACCUGGCAUUUGUCGACAUGAAUGUGAUAUAGCAGCUACUAUAAAAAUUGUUGCAGGUGUUAAAUGGGUACCUGAGUUGUUAGAUCAUCAUACAGAAGAAUGGCAGAAAUUAGCAAAGGAAGUGAAAGAAGAGUUGAAUUCAGUGUACUCAAAAUCAGACCUUUUGAGAAAGUGGUACAAAGGCAUUCGCAUCGAUGGAUUUACUCAGGGAUCAGUCCUCGUUGACUAUUUCAUAGAAUUAAACGAUGUUGAGGGGAGAGUGGAUACAUUACAAUUAAAAAGAUUAUUUCACAAAUCGCUUAACGAAGCUAAGAUAGGAUCUGUAAUGGAAGAGCAAGUUAUAGAGGAAAUAUUUGAUCCCGAUGUGAUGCUGGGUGAUGAACCCGAUGAAGAUAAAAUGAGAAAGAGCAACGAACAAAUGACAAAGACAAUAGAUAAAUCUGCCGGAAAAUUAGAAAUGGGAAAGUUUAUAAUGGAUCCAGCUUAUACAGAAUUUAUUGUAUUACCAAAGCGGGGAGAACCUACUGUUAUCCAACCUGAUGAGGAAGCGUUCCUCCCGCAAUGGGGUAUAGCAGUAAUUGUUAUUGCUAUGGCUUCACUACUCUUCGUCAUUAUCUUUGGUGUUACCGUGCUGGUUAAUCGCCAAAAAAGUGCAAAAGCAAAACAACCAAUACCUUUAAGUGAAGAUAUGCUAAGAGAAUUAGAUAAAAGCCAUAUGGGAGGUUUUGAAGAUACACAUCAAAUGAAGGAACGCGAUUUGCCGUAUAUCCCCUCAGGGAAGCGAAUGUCAACGGCGUUUAUUGAACAGCUCGCGUACCCAAACCCUGGCGAUUCGUGGAGAUCAGAGUGGACGCCGCAAUUAAACAAGUACAUGCAACAUUACACACCCGACUCCGGGCGUGGCUCGCAGUUGUAUGGAGCUACUGGAAACGGCUACGGCUAUGGAGGCUCUCAGUUGUAUGGGCAGACAGGCGGCGGUUCGCAAGUAUACGGAUACACCGGCGAGUAUCCUCGUUCUCACUACUCGCGUCGUCGUUCCGACUACGAUAGCAACUUC
This is a messenger RNA of Iphiclides podalirius (scarce swallowtail), 2040 nucleotides long. The record is from the annotation of a GenBank genome assembly. NCBI's taxonomy places the organism in Eukaryota, Metazoa, Arthropoda, Insecta, Lepidoptera, Papilionidae.